AUGUACAAAGCCAGAGACUCUCUGCUGCCAGCAGCUCUACAACAGCUCUACAGCAGCUCUACAGCAGCUCUACAGCAGCUCUACAACAGCUCUACAGCAGCUCUACAGCAGCUGUACAACAGCUCUACUACAGCUCUACAGCAGCUCUACAGCAGCUGUACAACAGCUCUACAACAACUCUACAGCAGCUCUACAGCAGCUCUACAACAGCUCUACAACAACUCUACAGCAGCUCUACAACAGCUCUACAACAGCUCUACAACAGCUCUACAGCAGCUCUACAGCAGCUCUACAACAGCUCUACAGCAGCUCUACAACAGCUCUACAACAGCUCUACAACAGCUCUACAACAGCUCUACAGCAGCUCUACAACAGCUCUACAGCAGCUCUACAACAGCUCUACAACAGCUCUACAGCAGCUCUACAACAGCUCUACAGCAGCUAGACGAUGGUGCACAGUAA
Messenger RNA from Knipowitschia caucasica, 462 nucleotides. NCBI's taxonomy places the organism in Eukaryota, Metazoa, Chordata, Actinopteri, Gobiiformes, Gobiidae. The record is from the annotation of a GenBank genome assembly.